CGAGAACGGGUGCAGCUAACCGGAGACACAGAUGAAGUGGAGAGAGUCGACAGUGCUUGCACUCCAUACUAUAUCAGACAGAAUCAUCCUGGUCCCGGAUAAGAGGUGUAGCUGGCGGCGAUGAAAUGCAACAUGUGAUACAACCACCAGGUCCCCUUGUGGCCGCAUGGUUUUACUGCCCAUUAAGCAUUACCCUCGUCCCUGGCGGCCGAUCUCAUCUCGUUCCUUACAUCUGGCGGAGCUUGAAAGAUGUGUGUCGCAAUCGCACAUCUCCGACAAGCUUUCUCCACCAGACCGCUGUGCCCCUCGGAGUAGGCUAUGGGCUUCUCGGAGUGUAUUCCUAGCCAUGUAGGCAGUGCACGCCUUCGUCUCUAUCGCGAAACCGCAUGCGAUAGGCACGCAACCCCG
Messenger RNA from Dissoconium aciculare CBS 342.82, 408 nucleotides. RefSeq lists its product as uncharacterized. NCBI's taxonomy places the organism in Eukaryota, Fungi, Ascomycota, Dothideomycetes, Mycosphaerellales, Dissoconiaceae. The record is from RefSeq and is a predicted model, not a curated record. The transcript has a single exon. The coding region runs from base 126 to 344 and encodes 72 amino acids.